This is a messenger RNA of Tarenaya hassleriana, 1905 nucleotides long. RefSeq lists its product as uncharacterized. The transcript is spliced from 8 exons. Gene Ontology annotation, molecular function: protein binding. Bases 263 to 1660 code for a protein of 465 amino acids. The record is from RefSeq and is a predicted model, not a curated record. NCBI's taxonomy places the organism in Eukaryota, Viridiplantae, Streptophyta, Magnoliopsida, Brassicales, Cleomaceae.
AUGGAUUGGUUCGGGAUCGGAGGUGGGGGGAUUCGAAGGAGAGCCUGAGAAAUUUUUGGAUCAACCUUCAAUCCGAAUCUGUCUGCAAGUUCCGCAGCAGUAGCAGCAGUUCUGUUGCUCUCACUUCUUGGCCUCUCUGUGACUCUUAGGGUUUGGUCCAGUGUUCUUCUCAUCUUCGUCUUCCUUCUCCUUCCUCGUUAGGGUUUCUUUGUCGAAGAUCGAGUCUUUUGCUCUGAUCUGGGGAAACUCGUGGAGGAAGCAGAUGGAAGGAAGAAGGAUUACAGCAAGCCCUAGACCCUGCAGCGGAAGGAGGGUUGUCGCCAAGAAGAGGUCUCGACCUGACGGCUUCGUCAACAGCGUCAAAAAGCUCCAACGCCGUGAAAUCUCCUCCAGUAAGGACCGAGCUUUCUCCAUGAGCACCGCCCAGGAGAGGUUCCGCAACAUGCGCCUCGUGGAGCAAUAUGACACUCAUGAUCCAAAAGGGCAUUGUCUAGUGGCACUACCCUUUUUGAUGAAAAGAACCAAGGUCAUCGAGAUAGUGGCGGCUCGUGACAUUGUAUUUGCUCUUGCCCAUUCCGGUGUUUGCGCUGCCUUCAGCAGAGAGACAAACAAAAGGAUAUGUUUCUUGAAUGUUAGCCCAGAUGAAGUUAUCCGCAGCUUGUUCUACAACAAGAACAAUGAUUCUCUCAUCACAGUUUCAGUUUAUGCCUCAGAUAAUUUCAGCUCUUUGAAAUGCAGAUCCACUAGGAUUGAGUAUAUUUUGAGGGGUCAGCCGGAUGCAGGGUUUGCUCUGUUUGAGUCUGAAUCAUUAAAGUGGCCUGGUUUCGUAGAGUUUGACGAUGUGAAUGGGAAGGUGCUGACAUAUUCUGCACAAGACAGUGUAUACAAGGUUUUCGACCUGAAAAACUAUACAAUGCUGUAUUCUGUAUCAGAUAAACAUGUCCAAGAAAUAAAAAUCAGUCCUGGAAUAAUGUUAUUAAUUUUCAAGAGAGCUACUAGUCAUGUUCCCCUGAAGAUUCUCUCGAUAGAAGAUGGCACAGUUCUCAAGUCCUUCAAUCAUUUGCUUCACCGAAACAAGAAGGUUGAUUUCAUUGAACAGUUCAAUGAAAAACUUCUUGUUAAGCAAGAGAAUGAGAAUCUCCAAAUUCUUGACGUUCGAAAUGCUGAGCUGAUGGAGGUCAGCAGGACGGAAUUCAUGACGCCAUCAGCAUUCAUCUUUUUGUAUGAGAAUCAGUUGUUCCUAACAUUCAGGAACCGAACUGUUUCUGUGUGGAAUUUUCGCGGGGAACUCGUUACGUCAUUUGAGGAUCAUCUCCUAUGGCAUCCAGACUGUAACACGAACAAUAUCUACAUAACGAGUGAUCAGGAUCUCAUCAUUUCGUAUUGCAAGGCAGAUACGGAAGAUCAGUGGAUAGAAGGAAACGCCGGGUCGAUUAACAUAAGCAAUAUCUUGACUGGGAAAUGCUUGGCAAAAAUAACGGCGAGUAGUGGGUGUCCCAAGGAAGAAGAAGAGUGCAGCAGCAGUUUAGGGAGCUCGAAGCAGAGAAGAGGCGCAGUUGCAGAGGCUUUGGAAGACAUAACUGCACUUUUCUACGACGAAGAACGUAACGAGAUUUACACUGGAAACAGACACGGCCUCAUUCAUGUCUGGUCCAAUUGAAAUUUUCACCCCCUUUUUUUCUCUUACUAAGCUGUGAAUCGUGUUUUCUUGAAAUGAAUUUGUGUGUAGUGUGUGUGAUUGGUCGUCUCUUUAGUCUUUGAGCAGAUGUUGCUUCUACUAUGAAUUGACAGUGUAGUCUGUACACUAGAUACGAUUUGUCUGUUUAUGACUUCUGUUCACGGGUCAUGCCCCUUGCCUGCCCGGUGAUCUCGGAUUUGAUUAUUUAGUUUUCAAAAAUAUUAUAA